AUGUUCGCCCACAAGCACGGGUUCAACUCCGUCCUGAAGGAUGGGUACCGCAUCGUGAAGAACAACGAGGACGCGAUCCUGAAGAACAUCGAGGCGUGCAAGGAAAUUUGCGGCAUUAUCCAGACGUCGCUUGGGCCCAAGAGCAUGAACAAGCUAAUCAUUAACCACAUCAACAAGAAGGUGAUUUCCAGUGACUGUAUCACUAUCCUGAAAGAUUUGGAGAUAAACCACCCGGUGGUGAACAUCCUGAAGAAGCUAUCCGAGACGAUGAACUAUGAAUAUGGCGAUUUCACCAACUAUGUUUUUACCUUAACGACGGAGAUGCUCGAUAAAGCUAGCCAUUUGAUUCAGCAGGGGUUCAAUAUCAAUGACAUUCUAACCGGGUUCAUUUUAGGAUACAAAGAAAUCGAAAGAAUCAUCUCCUCCGAGCUGAUUGUCUACAAAAUGGAAAACUUCUCCGAUGAGGAAGAAAUUAAGAAGGUCAUUAAAUCUGUUAUGGUAACGAAGAAUCUGACGAAUAACUUCGAUUUUAUCACCACUCUGUUAGCUAAAUGUAUAGCGACGUUAAUGCCAGAAGAGAAGAUAGAACUUUUCGAUGUGGACAACAUCAGAAUAUCAAAACUGAAUGGAGGGAAUCUAAUCGAUUCUCAGUUCAUCAUGGGAAUGGUAAUCACUAGAGAUACACACGGAAUCGUUAAGAGGAAAGAAAAUGCAAACGUCAUUGUGCUGAACUGUGGAUUGGAAGCAGCCACGACGGAGACCAAAGGGACAGUACUGCUAAACAACGCACAGGAGUUACUGAACUUCACCAAAGGGGAGGAAGAGCAAAUGAAGAAAAUUAUUUCCAAUAUAAAAAAAGAGGGAGUCGAUGUGAUUAUUGUUAAUGGAGCCAUCUCCGACAUCGCACAACAUUUCUGUGAUGCAGAACAGAUCAUGACGUUGAAGAUACCCUCCAAGUUUGAGACCUUACGAUUAUGUAAGCUUCUUAACAUAACUUCCCUCGUCAAGUUAGCUGUCCCCAAACCAGAAGAAAUCGGAAAAGCCUCCUCAAUAUAUGUGUCCGAAAUUGCCUCCAAAAAAGUAACCAUCAUUAAUUCGAUGAAUAAAAAGGUCAGUACUAUUAUCCUGAGGGGGGCCACGUAUAACCUACUGGAUGAAGUAGAACGGUGCAUCCAUGACGGGAUCAAUGCUAUAAAGAACGCCAUCAAAGGGAAUUCCUUCCUUUACGGUGGGGGCUGUAUCGAAGUUCAGCUAUGUGAGCGACUUAAAAAAUACGCUCACCAGUUAAAGGGCGUGCACAACUACAGCGUUAAAGUUUUUGCAGAAUCCUUCCUCGUCGUCCCACGAAUCCUUGCCACAAACUGUGGCUACAACAGUACUGACGUCCUCAACCAACUCAUUAAUGAACACAACAAGGGGAACACCGAUGUGUGUGUGAAUAUAAACAAGGACUCCUUCGUCACCUCCGCUAAGGAUAACCACAUUUACGAUAACUUCAAGUGCAAGAAGUAUGCCAUCGAUUUGGCCAUGGACGCUGUGCAGACCAUUCUCAAGAUUGACCAGAUUAUCCUGGCCAAGCCCGCCGGCGGCCCCAAGCCGCGCGACAAAAACCCGGACUACGACGACGCCUUCUAG
Plasmodium inui San Antonio 1 is the source of this 1635-nucleotide messenger RNA. RefSeq names its product T-complex protein 1, theta subunit. The record is from RefSeq and is a predicted model, not a curated record. Bases 1 to 1635 code for a protein of 544 amino acids. Gene Ontology annotation, biological process: protein folding. Gene Ontology annotation, molecular function: ATP-dependent protein folding chaperone; ATP hydrolysis activity; ATP binding. The transcript has 2 exons. Gene Ontology annotation, cellular component: chaperonin-containing T-complex. Lineage: Eukaryota; Apicomplexa; Aconoidasida; Haemosporida; Plasmodiidae.